AGAUCUACGAAAAAUUAUCGUUUACUCAAUCCUUAAUAGUUUGGCUAUUGAGUUUAUGAUGGUUCGAAGCUAUAUAAAUGAAACGUUGAAAAACAAAAUUCUUCAGUGAAAGACUUGACUUUCGUGAAUGGGGUAACAUUAUAGAGCUAGUGACGAAUAAUCAUGUUAAAGUUACUUUCCUUGAUACUGACAGUACUAGCCUUGCAACAUGUCGAUGCCACACCACUUUUCUACGAACAAUCACCUGAGACUGAAAUAUACCACACCACAAAGCCAUUUCACUAUGAUCUAAAGGAAUUUCCACGUUCUGAUUACUCGUGGUUCCUACCAUCAUUUCCCUCAUUUUCGAUAGGUCAUUGGUUUAAAAAUAACGACGACGCUAUAACUAUCUUAAAAAAAAGGGUGGAUGCGUUGGAAGAGUUUCAGAAUGAAACUCUUCAAUUAUUGAAACAAUUAAACGUGGCGAACACAUCUCCAUCUUCCCCCGCGCAACUGCCAGAUAAGGACCAAAUCCAAGGUGAUUUCGAAAGUGUGAAGGAAGAGAAACCGGUAGACAACGAUACCAUUGAAAAUACAAAGAAAGAGCAGAUACAAAGCGAUUCAACGACAAUAAAGAGCGACAGUGUAGCGAGCGAGACUUCCACGAUCAUCGAUAAAGAGACUAUACUACCAACGAAAGCGAAUGAAGAGGAAACGGUAACACCGUCGAAAGCCGACGAUACACAGGCCAACGCAUCUCUAAAUGAGAACGAACUGCAAAACAACACGAACGAAGACGACAAAACUGCCGAAUUGGCCGAGAAACCGGAGAAAUUGGAAAAUUUAGAUGUAGCAUCGAGUGAAUCUGAUAAACUAAAAGUCAAUGAGUCCGUAGAGAACGAAGAGAAUGAGAAGUUCGGGAAAUCCGAAAACGUCACCACUAAAAGCACUGAACAAACAACUGAACAAUCACACGAGAAGGAUAUUGAAACGCAAGACAAUUCUGACUAAUGAGAUACCUGAAUGUCAUCGGUAAAUGAAAUUUCCGGCCGAUAACAAUGGGAUUAUUGCGAAUGUGAAAUGACGAGUACAGUAGUUUGUGAUGAAAGAGGGACACGAGUGAUUUUAUAAUUUCUAUAAUUAAUUUUUAUAUUGACGUUAUGUUACUAGUGAAUUUGAAUAAAUGUAUGUAAGGGAAUAUAUAAAUAGAAUUUUGUUUUCAUUCCUUUAUAUUGAGUAUUUGAAAUUAUACGCGAGGUUUUGUUUUCAUUCUAUGGAUAUACCUAUUCGUGUAGACAAAACGUGAAUAACAAAAAGAAACAAAGAAUA
Messenger RNA from Frieseomelitta varia, 1308 nucleotides. RefSeq lists its product as uncharacterized. Lineage: Eukaryota; Metazoa; Arthropoda; Insecta; Hymenoptera; Apidae. The record is from RefSeq and is a predicted model, not a curated record. The transcript is spliced from 3 exons. Bases 163 to 990 code for a protein of 275 amino acids.